Adineta steineri is the source of this 1776-nucleotide messenger RNA. Lineage: Eukaryota; Metazoa; Rotifera; Eurotatoria; Adinetida; Adinetidae. The record is from the annotation of a GenBank genome assembly.
AUGUCGACAUCUAAUAUACCAGAUUCCCCAUCAAUUAGUACAAGCGAAAUUGAUACAGAACGUUGUAAUCUCCGGCCACAACGUCCUCCGCCACUACCUCCUGUACAAACUGACUUUUCUACAUCUAUUGAAUUAGCAGUACCAUCUGCUGAAUCUGACAUUACGCUUUCAAUUACAGAUACACCCAAUAAUAAUGUAGAAGAUAAUCGUCCAUCACUUCUAUUCGAAUUCAAUGAACUAUUUGAUUCAUUUGAUUAUGAAUCUGUUCGUAAUAAAAUUUUAAAUCGUCAAAUGACAACAUGUUCAUUUACUACUGUUCUAUGGCGUAUAUUUUUACAUUGUUUACCACGUAGUUCAUGCCAGUGGAAUCAGAUAAUUGAUGGAUCACGUGCUGAGUAUGAUGAAUUGGUAGAAAAAUAUCUUCUUGAUUUACAAAAAAUUCGAGAAAAUUAUGCUGAUGCAAAACAUCUCAAUCAUCCACUUUCUCAAGAAGAGAAUAGUCUAUGGAAUCAAUACUAUGUAUAUGAAGAACUCAAAGAAAAUAUAUAUCAAGAUGUUAUACGAACUUGUCAAGAAAUAGAAUUUUUUCGACAAAAACAUGUUCUUGAUCUUUUACUCAGAGUUUUAUAUCUUCAUAGUCGACAUCAUGGAGAAGCUUUACCUUAUCGACAAGGUAUGCAUGAAAUUCUUGCUGUUAUUGUCUAUUUGAUUCAUAACGAAAGUGUAAUAAUAAAUGAAUACCCUGAGUCAAAUGAAAUCAUGAAGAAACUUUAUGAUCCAAAAUAUCUUGCUCAUGAUUCUUAUGCGAUAUAUUCUAAAAUUAUGGACCAUAUUCAUCCAUUUUAUGAUUUUAAAUCAAAUAAUGCAAUUGCACGUAAAGUAUUAUUUCAACGAUUAAAUGAUACACAAGUUCAAAUGAAUGAUACUGUUAUGAGAGUGAACGCGAUUUUUCAUCGUUUGAAAGAUUUUGAUCGUCCACUCUUCGAACAACUGCAAGAAUUAGAUAUCGAACCGACCGUUUAUGGCAUACGUUGGCUACGACUUUUAUUUGGACGUGAAAUUCCUUUUGGUUCUAUUCCAAUCAUCUUUUGUUAUGAUGAAUGUUUUGCAUUUGUGGAUUUCUUUUUUCUUGCACUCCUAAUGGAAAUUGGACAAAUAUUUAAAAAACAUGGUAUAUCAGAGUAUAGCUUUUGUUUACAAUAUCUCAUGCAAUCAAAUAACAUAAAUGAUGUUGAAAGUGUCAUUCAAAAAGCACUUUCGUUAGAAAAACUUUCUAAAGCAAAAGAAUCACGUUUAACAUCAAGCUAUUCUGCAUUAACACAAUCGAAUCGUUAUCCUACACCAGGAAGUUCAAAGCCAACUUCACCUACACAAAGUUAUACACAAAAUCCAAUGAUUGAUGCAACAAGAAAUAGUACUUCUACAACACCAUUUAUUUUAUUAUCACCACCAGGAAAGAUUAAUUCGUCAAAAGCUACAAAAGAAUCUGAAAUGAAUGAUUAUCCAGGAAAAGAAGUACGUCAACAAUUUGAAACUAAUAUUCAAAUACAAAAAUAUUGUGCAGAAUUUAUGAAUAAAUUUAUAGGUCGAAUACGAAAUCGUGUAUGCGGUUCGCCAGAUUCAAAUGAUGAAGUAUUGAUUCAAUUGAAUGGUUUGGAACAAAUUGCUAAUAUACUUGAAGGUACAUUAACAUUUGAUGAUAGAACUCUUGAAGCUCUUGCCAAUUAUAAACAAAAAGAAAAAUUAAUUGAAAAUGAUAAUUCUGAUGCUAUUUAA